UUUCCGUGAUCGCUCAGUUUCACUUCCACUGUUUAUUUCUGAGGGUGGCGGUUCCUUUGCAAGCAUCCCUUUAGAUACAGCUCUAUGCUUACACGUGUGCACCUACAGGGCCCUGUGAGCCUCCAGCUAUGCCAAAUUUCCCAGCGGAGGUGGUUUCCUGGCCACGAGCUUCCAGGAGUGCUGCAUGAGGCAGCAGAGCAGAGGGCUCAGCGCUGAGCUGGGUGCCCUGGCACCGCUCUCCCCGUGCUCUCGGUGGCAAUGCCUGGAUGGGAAACUUAUUUAAAAUCUGGAAGAGAGCAGCUUCACUUGUGCAAGAUCCGUAAUCCGGUCAUUCAACACUGAUGUCUGCAACGAAGGAGUGCCAAGGAGAUACGAUGCCCACUUGUUUUCGCCAUCGAUACCCAUCGCUGGGUGCAGGAUGGGGGAGAAGGAGCAGCAUUGCUGUGCUGUGCUGAAGGCACGGCCGGCCUCCAUGUGCUGUGUUAACCCAGGCUCUCUCAUUCACACAGCACAAAAGGCACUCCAUUAGGGAGACACUCUUUCAGUAAGUUUUAUUUGAGAUGUUUGACCCGCUGGAUUUAAGAGGUACAAUUUGUAACAGCUUUUUAUUAUUAUAUGAUUUUUCUGGCCCUUUGAGCUCCGGCAGCCGGGAUAUUGUUUCGGAGUUAUGGUCCUUGUGUUUUGAGCCGGGCUGUGGGGCCUGAAUGGCAGGCAGCGGAAACUUGAAAGAAAGACACUAGAUUGAUUGGGGGAGAAAAUAACAAAGCAAAAAGCCCGAGUGAACUCAGGGGGACGCGGAGAGGAGCAGCUCUUCCUGGGAGGCUCGACGAGAUGCAAGUCAGAAAUUUGGUUAACAUUUUCCUCUAAAUGUUAAUGGCACAUCCAGGGCAGUUUACAAAUCUACUUAAGAGUGAGUGCAUUAGGAACUAAAAUUACUGAUCCAUUCUCUCUCGUCCCUGACCCGAAAGGCAGACGUUUGCGGAGAUCAGAUGGCAGAAGCGCCCAUUAUGAUUUUAAAUAUUGUCAGAGACGCCAGGCAUUUUAUUGGCGAAGUCUCUUCUUUUACUAACAGGGAGAGUGCCUGCGCGUGUUUGUGAUGAUGGAUCACACACAUGCACCCAUACAGCCUCAUUCAUACAUCCCAGGGCCAUGCAUCGUAGGAUCCUACGGGUGCGAGUAUGACCUGCAGUGUAUGCUGUCAGAGUGGGGGAAAACACACAGCUGCUGGGUAUGGCAGUGGGUACGGCAUAAACACGGCUUGUGGUGAUACGGGUAACGGUGCACGAUAAGUACUUCUAUGUAGUUACACACACAUACAAGCAAAUGAGGGCUGUGUGUACGUGUGGGCAUUCUUGUGUGGAUGCAGUUAGAUGUACACGCCACUUUUCCCGUAUCAAAUUCCAUUUAUCAUUUGGAGUUACCAUCCUAAUUUGAGACCGAAGCUUGUUUAUUAGCGGGUGAUUAAAUCUGCAUGCUGCUCUCCCUGCUUUGCCUUUCAUCUGCCUGCACUGGAUGGCACCCUUAACCUGGAAGGCCAGAGCUGCUCUCGGCAGCGUGAGAAGUUCUCUACUGAUUUCCUUGAGCGAGCGCAGUGGUGGGACCCACACCUAACCCAUCAUCUUCUCUCUUCUGUUUCCUUGCAGCGUCCGGAGGGUGAUGACGCUCCAGUAGGUUUUCCAGCCCUCGCUUUGCUUUCCCUCCAGGGAAGGUCGUUCCGCACACGAUCCCGCUGAGGAAAGACACUCCGAUGGACUUACACCGGGCCGCCUUCAAGAUGGAGAACUCGCCCUACCUCCCCAACCCGCUGGCCUCCCCGGCUCUGAUGGUCCUCGCCUCCACUGCCGAAGCCAGCCGCGACGCCUCCAUCCCGUGCCAACAGCCGAGGCCUUUCGGGGUCCCAGUCUCAGCAGACAAGGACGUGCACAUCCCCUUUACCAAUGGCUCCUACACCUUCGCCUCCAUGUACCACCGGCAAGGCGGUGUGCCGGGCGCCUUCGCCAACCGUGACUUUCCUCCCUCUUUACUUCACCUCCACCCCCAGUUUGCACCCCCCAACCUGGACUGUACCCCGAUCAGCAUGCUGAACCACAGCGGGGUCGGGGCCUUCCGCCCCUUCGCCUCCAGUGAGGACCGGGAGAGCUACCAGUCGGCCUUCACGCCGGCCAAGCGCCUGAAGAACUGCCAUGACACCGACUCGCCCCACCUGCGCUUCUCGGAUGCCGACGGGAAGGAGUACGAGUUUGGCACCCAGCUCCCCUCCAGCUCCCCUGGUUCGCUCAAAGUUGACGAGACGGGGAAGAAGAUCUUUGCAGUGUCGGGCCUCAUUUCAGACCGGGAGACCUCGUCCAGUCCUGAAGACCGAAGUGACAGAUGUAAGUACCCCCGUUGGCUUGUUGGCGUUCCUCUCGUUGUGCGCGGUUGAGAUACCCAGCAGGCGGCUGUCCUUGUGCUGAAGGAGGGGACGAGCAGCCUUUGCUCCCUGCCGCCCCGCAGCAUUGCCACGUUUCUUAUAAAUGGACCGUGACAGGUUGCAAGGGGAGGUGCUCUGGAAAGAAACCUGCCUUUCAGGCAAUGCUGACCUGUUGUUAUGUGCGAAAAAGAGUCUGAGCCCCAGAGGAGGGAUAUGGGUGCUAUACAUCAAUGUGUGUGAGCAAGGCUUCAGCUGGAGACUUCCCUAGAGCUUGCAGGAUAUGCACCUCGAGCUUUGGGGCUUUUAUCCUGAUCUUUUCUUUAUGCACACUGUUCUCGUAGCAAAUGCAUCACCCCAGGAUUUGUGCCUCAGGUGGGGACACUGAGCAUAUUCCUGGUCAGCAAGAUCCCUCUUCAAAGCAUAACCCAAGUCUGUUCUUUCAGGUCAAAAAACUGCAUCCCAAAUAGGUUGUGUGUGUUUCCCACAUUGGUGGCUUGGAAGGUGAAGCUCUAUGGCUGUAGCUCCUCAGUUACCCCUCAUCAUUCCCUGCUAGCACAGGGACAGUGUUCCAGGGAUGGCUCCAGCGCUUUGAACAGGGCAGGUACCCCAAAAAAAGCACUGAGUUAUGGUCAGUUUGCCUCUAAGAAGCAGUGAGUUUGCUGCUACGCAUAUGCUCCUUUGUUCUACUGAAUUUUGUUCCUAGAAAAUAGUUCUUUUUCUGUUGUUGUUGCUAUGAUUACUAUAUUUUUUUGUGAUGAAACUCUGCUGCCCUGCUUCCCCCUCUCCCUUUCAGGCACGAUUUUUCCUCUCCCCUUUAUGAUGCCGAGGAGGUAAUAGAGACGUUGUGGCUCUGCCUCUCCUGUCGGCGCUGCUUCCCCAGCCUGUCUCCUUGCAUUAGGCACCGCGCUAACUUACCGCCGCUAAAAGGCAUCUGCCUAAACCCUGCGUACCUUUUCAAUAAAAGUCAUCAUAAAAUCAACCUGCCUUGUAAAUCCAUCGCUCUUUGCUUUUGAAAUAUGCCGCCAGUGUGUCUUUUAUGUCCGCGUUCGCAGGGUGAUUCCUGCUGAAGGCAGAAGCUCUGUGUUCCGUGCAUUAUUCUGCAUUGGGAAGGCAGGUGGGAUCUCAACGGGGACUUUUUAUGUCUGCUGCAUGGCAGAGCAGAGCAGAGGCGACAUCCCCAGUGUUCCACCGACAUUAAAAUUCUCGCGUAACUACUGGGACAGUUUACACUAAACAUGUCUGUUGGCUCUGUAUCGUAUUUCCGUCAUAUAUAGAUGCUGCACCAUGGAAACUCAGCUCCAUUAGCACCGCAGGUUUAUCUGGCGCCCGAUAUGCGGGAUGGGAGUGUUUGCUGUAGUGCCAUUUACACAUGCAUGUGGUUGGCCUUGCUCUCUAGGUAUAUACCUGGGGAUUGUAGACUCCGCUUGUUGGGCCAUGAGGAUCUGGGUGUGCCUGUUUGAUGCGGCCGUGUGUCAGAGCAGGUAGGCGACUGUAGCAAGAUGCAAUAGGGCUCCUACCAGAGAUUGCAACUGUUGAACAUUGUCUUCAACCAGCAUCACCUUGUUCAGGUUUGCAGGCUCAAAUUUUCAGUUGUAUUUUUCAGAUUCAUGAAAGCAUUUGUGUUA
Molecule: messenger RNA, 4035 nt
Organism: Meleagris gallopavo (turkey)
Lineage: Eukaryota; Metazoa; Chordata; Aves; Galliformes; Phasianidae
Source: RefSeq, a predicted model, not a curated record